AAAUAAAAAGACUGCUGCCGAAAUGCAACUUCAAGAAAUUGAAGAGUGGGGACACAAGACACACCAUGAGCAGCAGUUUUCGAGACAACGGCGAGGCAAGAGCUAUGGGGAGGGAAGACCUAAGCGGGUACCAGCUCAAGAACGGUCUGUACGUUGACCCGAACGAGAGCGAUGAGGACGCCGACAGCCACGUCGGCUCCUUCCACCACGACGGAAGCGGCAGCAUCCCUCCGAGAAAGAUGUCCCGCUCCAUGUCCUCGCCCAACAUUGGCCCAAAGUCGGCGGUUCCCCCGACGAUAGCGCACCCCAUACCCCCGCUAAAGCUGGACGAUCACAGCAUUACUGAUGCAUCAUCUGCUACUUCCACGACCUUGGGCACGUUGAAGACGUUGCCCACUAGCCCCAUGAACACCCUUCCCGAUGCCAUCAUGGCGGCAUUUGGCAAGUUCUCGCCGUCCACGGUGCCGCUGUCGCCAACAACUGAACGAAAGACGAGCAGCCCUGUGUGCAUCGGAGACCCCAACGGCGCCGCGCCUCCUCCCCACAGUGUAUACAUCAACCCUCCGUUGGCACCGCCGCCCUUUGCGAGCUUGACAAUUUGUGAAAACUGCAAAGUCGAAGUGGGUACUUUGCUCAGCAAACCUCGCCAUCACUGCCGCAACUGCGGUGGCACAUACUGCCAAGCAUGCUCCACCAAGUCGAGCGUUAUUCCGUACGACGCCUUGAUGGCCAAAGGCGAGUUUCGCGUGUGCGACUGCUGCUUCCUCAAAAUCCGCGAGUUCCAAAGCCAAACCGGCACCACGCAAUGUUCGUGGAACGGACUUAGUCCCAUGUCGGAAGCCUCGUUUUUGGCCAAAUUUGCAUUCCCCGCCUCGCAGGCUCCAGUGGUGGUUGUGAGCUGCUGCUACUUUCCCGAGUGCGUGCCAUAUUACGGCCACAUGUACCUCACCCGCGAACACGUGUGCUUCUACGCGUACAAGGCGACGCUCGAGCCCAUUUGCAUUUCGUACGAAGACGUGACGGCCGUGGUCAAGCCCGAGUUUUACUUUAUCAAUGCGCUGCAAUUGAAAGCUACAGAUAAGUCGUGGUUCUUUGCCGAAUUCAACGGCCAGCGGGACAUGUCCUAUGGACGAUUGGACCAACUGCUCAGUGCCCACCGACAACAGUAUAAAGAAAGCGACCACACGCCGGAAUUGCUUAAGGAGAUGGCAUCCCAGCGACGCCAGUCGUAUUUGAAUUCGAAUCAACGCAAAAUCAGCAUCGUCCGCGAAGACGAAGAUUUUGUGCCGCUACCCCCAGACGAAACAUUGAGCAAAAUGACCAAGAUUUUGGACACGGAACUGCAAAGUGACGUGCAGCACUUGUACGAGACGUUGUUUCACACCCAAGAAUUUUACCACCGCGUGAUGGUAUCCACCAAAGACAUUGAUAUUUCCAUCGGAGACUGGCAACCCAUCGCACAGUGUCCUGUCAACGCCAUGUCAUCGUUAUGUGUGUCCAAGGACCCGAUGUCACAUUUCCGAAAGGUCGAGUCGAAACAUCCGCCCAAAGUAACGUUCCCGGGCCUGCCGCCGUACGCCGAAUGCACGCGGUACCAGCUUUGUCGGCAUGAUGAAAACACGAUCGGCGGCACGUGGACGCGGUUCGUGCUGGCUGAGACACUGCGCAUGAAGAAGAUUCCGUACGCGGAUUACUUUGAGAUCGAAACGAGAUGGGUUUUUACGCUGGACGGCAACAAGUUUUGCCACGCCGAGGUUUGUUGGUGACAUUCAGCAGUUCACAUUUGGCGUUGGGUGCUGAUUCGCCACAUAUCCAUCGAUCGAUUGUUUAUACUGCUGGCUGGCAUUUGUAUGUAAUGAUUGACCAGGGUCACACUGAAUAUAUGGUGGAUGAAGCGAGAAUGAUGUGAUUGGUCACUUGAUUCGUGUUUUGGGGUUUUUGAUUGGUCGAGCGAUUAUCUCUGGAUUUGGCGCUGCGCGUUCGAUAUUCUAGAAUGUCGAAAAUUGACUGGAGAAUAUAUAUUUGUUGAUUUUUUGAAUGGUUGAAUAUUUUUUUAGGUGGGCAUUGUUGUGCACUUUAUCAAAUCCACGUGGUUCAACAACCAAAUCAUUUCGUCGACAAUCUCCGAGUCCAAAGAAGCGUUUGAAACGUGGGCCGCCGCCGCCGUCGCGGAAUUGCGUCAAAAGAGCCCGACGACGACGGCUGCGUCGACACCUCCCAAGCUCCUCUCCACACCCGCAGACAGAUCGCUUCACACUCCACCGCCACGCGCACCAACUGCUGAACCUUCAAAUGAUCCUGCGCCAUCAUCCCCAACCUCCACGACCUCGUCCUGGCUGAUCGCCAUUGCCCGAGCCGUGAGGCUGCAGCCAUUGUGGGCCUUUACUAUCCUGUUGUGCGUGUACAUGAUGUACUCGCUCCACGCCAUGCAUUCGACAAUGCGGCUCUCGUUGGCUCGAUCGACCCAGCUCGAUGAACGCCUCACACAGUGGAUAUCCUCAACAGCAGUCACCCAGCAGCAGGUGGAAGACGCCGUGGCGACUGCGAUGACCAAGCUUCAACAGUGUAGAUCAACCACCGACGCCUAACAUGACGAAUGCAGGACCAUUUAGAAUGCCUACCAUACACACAUAACGUUUAGUCGUAUCGCCUUGUAUUGCACUUCAAUGCGAGUGAUU
Molecule: messenger RNA, 2678 nt
Organism: Aphanomyces astaci
Lineage: Eukaryota; Oomycota; Saprolegniomycetes; Saprolegniales; Verrucalvaceae
Exons: 13
Coding region: 66-1766 (566 amino acids)
Molecular function (GO): metal ion binding
Source: RefSeq, a predicted model, not a curated record